AUGGGAGUGGACUCCUCCUCCACGAGCAGUGGACUGCUGCUGUGGGGCACCCCAGAGGUCCGCAGGAGGACUUCAGACGGCGCUGAGCGUAGCCAGCGUACGUCAGGAUCGGUACCAUCGGAGGACGGAGGAGGGUCCUCGGGCAGCCCUCAGAGGCUGCAACGGGAGUACCCCACGUUCAACUCAGAGGCCCAGAAGAGGACCUCAGACAGCGCUUGGCUUGCUGCUCGGCGCGCGUCAGGAUCCAGUAACGUGGGAGGACAGAGGGGAGUUCUGCAGCCCUACUACAGAGGCUGCAGCUGGAGGAGGACGCCGGUCACAUCAGAGGUCGUGAGGACCUCAGACAGCGCAACAAGUCGGCGCGUCAGGUUUGGUGACCAGAGGACGGAGGAACGCCCUCAGAGCAGCCCUCCUGCCAGAGGGAGAAGGAGGUGUCAGAUCUGCAAAAGGAAGCACCACUCACUGCUUCAUUCUAAUGGGAAAUUUAUUUCAGAAGCCAGUGAGGAUAAGGAGCAAGGGUCUUCGGCAGUAGUCAGUUGUACGCUUACUGAAGAAGCAGGAGGUGCAGAAGGAAAUAUUACUUCGUGUUUUUCGGCGAAUAAAACGGGAAAACAGGUACUAUUAGCUAUAGCUGUGGUAAAUAUUGAAGCUAAUAACGGAACACGGAGAACGGUACGCGCUUUGCUCGAUCAAGGAUCGCAGGCGUCAUUUGUGACCGAAGCGACGAUACAAGGUUUGGGUUUAAAGAAGACAAAGACGAAAAACGUUGUAUCAGGUCUGGGAGGAGAUAAAAAGGUCAUCAUCAACUCGACGGUUAACAUCAACUUGCAGUCUCGGGUCAAUCCUGAAAUCAAGUUCAAGGUCAAGGCGUACGUGUUAAGAAAGAUCACAGCUUUUCUUCCAGCGAAAAAGGUUGGUGACCUGGAAGGUUUGGAUUUAACGGGACUUACCUUGGCUGACCCUGAGUACCACACGCCCAACAAAGUGGAUAUUUUGUUAGGUGCAGAUGUGUACGGGCAGAUUCUGCAAGAAGGAUUAAGGAAAGGUAUCCAGGGUGGAGUGAUUGCACAAUCUACAGCUUUAGGCUGGAUCAUUUCGGGCACUGAUCGAUGA
This is a messenger RNA of Ostrinia nubilalis (European corn borer), 1113 nucleotides long. RefSeq lists its product as uncharacterized. The record is from RefSeq and is a predicted model, not a curated record. Gene Ontology annotation, molecular function: aspartic-type endopeptidase activity. NCBI's taxonomy places the organism in Eukaryota, Metazoa, Arthropoda, Insecta, Lepidoptera, Crambidae. Bases 1 to 1113 code for a protein of 370 amino acids. Gene Ontology annotation, biological process: proteolysis. The transcript has 3 exons.